Messenger RNA from Schistosoma mattheei, 1380 nucleotides. Lineage: Eukaryota; Metazoa; Platyhelminthes; Trematoda; Strigeidida; Schistosomatidae. The record is from the annotation of a GenBank genome assembly.
AUGACGUCAAGUUUAUAUGAUGACUUGGAUAUUUUAGACGGAACACCUCUCGAUAAUUUAACAUCAAGCGAGUCGUCUAACAAGUCAGGAAAUGCUCCAUUAGUUGGUUUGCGUGUCACUGCUAACUGGUCGGAAUCUGAUGUAACAUCAUCUAAUCAAUUCAAUGUGAAUCCUUCUUCAGUCAAUUCAAAUUCCAGUUUAAAACUAAUGCAAUCCCACAUGGCUGUGAAACGUGCUCAAGGUCGACGCCCCGCCACAGAUUCUUCCAAUUCUCAGUGGAGUACUCGCACAACACUAGCCCCAGUGGUCGAUUUAAAACAACGGGUACCACACGUAGACGGCUCUUACAGAUUUAAUCAAUUGACUGGACGAUUAGAACGAUGUGUUUCGGGAAGCAGUGGAGGUAAAUCUAAACGUUCGUUGAAAUAUUCCAAUACAGCUAUGACGAAUGGUUUACUAUUUGGUGAACCAAAUCUACCUUUGGAAUUAGCUCGAAUUAAACGUGAACGUAGACGUGCUGAGGAAUCAGCGCUUGCAGACAGACACCACCGACUGGAUCCAUUUGGUAUGAAUGAUCCUUCCGGAAUGUGUCGUCGUUAUGAGUAUUCAGAUGAAGAAGAUGACGAAGAUACAGAAUAUACUGCAGCUUCCGGUAGGAGUUCUUCGCAACCAACAAAGGGUGCUGCUAUCGCACCUCCAUCUGUUUUACUCGAAGAUGUAACUGUUACUCCUGGUUCAAAUGCAUCACAAAACUCUGAAUCGUCAGUUAAUGAUGAUGACCCUGGAGUUAGCACAGCUAGUAGUAAAUUUGGAAUUAAUGUUGUUGCAGCGAAAAUGAUGGCUCGAAUGGGAUAUCGAGAAGGACAAGGUCUAGGUAGAGAAAGUCAAGGAAUGUCUACUGCAUUAGUUGUUGAAAAAACUAGUCGACGUGGUGGCAAGAUAAUUCAUGAAAAAGAUCAACAACGUCAACAAAUCCAAGUCAAUGCUUCUGCUGUUAAUAAUAAUAAUCUACCUAGUUAUUUAAGUGCAAAUGUAGAAGAGACAUUCAAUAAUCUACCACUUCCAGAGAAUCGAAGCUGCGUUAUUCUUCUACGUAAUAUGUGUGGACCAGGUGAAGUUGAUGAUGAUCUAGAACCCGAAACAGCUGAAGAAUGUGCUAAAUAUGGCAAAGUAGUAAUGUGUAUGAUUUAUGAAUUGCCUGAAGCUCCAGAUGAUGAAGUAGUUCGUAUUUUUGUGGAAUUCGAAUCUGAAGAAGCAGCAACGAAAGCGGUACUCGAUCUAAAUGGCCGAUUUUUCGCUGGACGUGUCGUGAAGGCUGGAUUUUACGAUGCAGAAAAAUUCAGGAAUUUGGAACUCGCCGAUGCGCCAUUGUCUACAUAA